ACUAAUGUCAAAAAUCAGAGGAAACGAAGCGAAUGUCAAAUCGAACUUUUCAGAUUUCUUGUUGACUGUUAAAGAUAAUUUUCUGAUAAUUUAAUUCAAUGAUUUUGUGACUCAAAAUUGGAGGAUAUUAAGUUUAAAAAUGGUUCUUUCGAAAAGUACUGUGUGGAUUUUAUGUGUUAUAUUACUAGUAUCGAUCUUUAUGGCGAAUUUGUUAAAUAUAAUUGCUACGGACCAUAAUUUUUAUAUUGAAAAUGAAAAUGAAGGCAUAAACUUUACCAAGUAUUUAGGUGAGAAGUAUGGAAAAAUAACAGAUACUACUGAGAAAUUAAUUUGGUUUCUUCAGAUUUCAGAUAUACACAUCAGUAUUUUUCGAGAUCCUGGCAGGAUAUCACAGUUUCAACAGUUUUGUGACAAUACAGUGAAGAUAAUUAACCCUGCCAUUGUUUUGGCUACGGGCGACUUGACCGAUGCUAAGGCCAAAGAUAACUUGGGCAGUUCCCAAGUGAAGAAAGAAUGGAUAUACUAUCAUAACAUAGUGAAGGAGUCAGGAGUCACUGAAACUACUGUCUGGUUAGACAUAAGAGGAAAUCAUGAUAACUUUAACAUCAGAACAAUAAAUGAUCAGGAGAAUUAUUUCCGGAACUAUUCUGUCCAAGGCCUAGAGCAUGCUAAAUCUUAUGUGCAUUUUCAAGACACAAAUGGUGUAAAUGUAGCAUUUUUGGGUAUAGAUGCAUGCCCAGAUCCAGGACUUAGGAGACCAUUUAAUUUUAUUGGCAUUCUCGAUGCUACAGAGCAGCAGACCGUACAAAAGCUAAAAGCAGAAGCUGAAAGCAAGGCUGAUCAUAUUGUUUGGUUUGGACACUACCCUACCUCAUGUAUAUUAUCUUUAGAGCAUGAAGGCCAAAAACUAGACUUGCGCCAGCUCAUUGGCAGUAGUUUUGGUUCACAUGUGUAUGUUUGUGGGCACUUACAUUCCAUGGGAGGUUUGGUACCAAGAAUGUACACAAAACAGAAGAAAGGUUAUUUAGAGCUUGAGUUAGGAGAUUGGAAAGACAACAGAAUGUACAGAUUGGCAGCUAUAGAUCAUGGGAUUUUCUCAUUUGUUGAUCAAAAGCACAAUGUCUGGCCCCUUGUGCUGGUCACAAAUCCUAAGCAUGCCAGGUACACCAUGCCUGGUAGAGAACCCUUACACUUAAUACCUGACUCAUCCCACAUAAGAAUACUUGCAUUUAGUGAUGUUGAUGUUAAGACUGUUCAAAUUUCCUUUGAUCAAAUCAGUUGGAUGGCAUGCAGGCACACCCAAGGACCACUUUAUGUUUGUCAAUGGCUGCCUCACUUGUUUAAAAAGGGUAUUAGCUAUUUGUAUGUGAAAGUUAAAGAUGAAUUAGAAAAAGAGGCUUUUGUAGAACAUCCAUUUACACUGGAUGGUAGUGUUAUGAGUUUUGAAAUAUCACCCAGAAUUUUGCUCAUGUUGGAUGCUGGUGUGGUGUUUCAGGCAAUCUUCGCAACCCUUCUAAUGGCAAAUGUUUUACCGCUGGUAAUUUUAAGAAUGCAAAAGUUUCCUCCAAGAUACAGAAGAAGAUUUGGCAGACAUGUAUUGAGAAGACUUUGGCUAUUGAGUAAAAUUGAUAGAAUAUUUUAUCCAAUUGUAUUGUAUGCAGUUUACAUUCCCUUUGGACCUUGGGCUAUUGGAGAGUUGAUAGAUGGCUAUGUAGGAGCCAUUUUCGCGUGGGGCAUUCUGAUAAAGGGUGCAUUUUUGCCUGAACCCUUUACGUAUAUGUAUGGAAGCGUGCAGCUAAUGUUUGUGCAAAUACCCUUAGUAUUUGUAUUAGCCCACUGUUUAGACCAUCGUCUAUUUGGGCAUAACGUGAGGGGAAUUCGACGGCUGAUAAAGAAUUUGCCAUUCGUUUUCCUAUUGUCAAUACAGUUGUUAUUGGCAUACUUCUUCUGGCUAGAGUAUGGAACAAUGUCCUUUAUAUUUGGACCACUAAGGACGUGGAGUAUUGCUUUAAGCAUAUUAUUGUGGUAUAAGACACUGAAUUUACCUGUAGAGUAUUGCAGAAACUUGACAAAGAUGACAGAAGUACCAUCAUAGUACAGUUGUAAGAGUAUUAACAUUUUGCACAAAAUGUACAGCGCUUGAAUAUGUGUUAGGUGUUGAAAGUAGAAGCUUUUCAUGUGCGCCAAAGUAGUCUUGGCUUCCGUGGAGGUGAUACUUUAUGAACAUGUAUGUUUAUAAUGAAUAAAGCGAUUAAUUAUAUUAUAGUCGGCAGAAUAAUUUUCAGAAAUUGUAAAACAUAUUUGAUGAAUGAAGAAUAGAAUAUUUGCACCAAAGAUAGCUUUACAACAUUUCUCUGGUUGUAGAUUUUACCUUUUAUAAACCCGAAUAAUCGGGUUACUGAUUUUAUCUGCAUUUCUAUCUACAAAAGUAUUUUAUAAUCGUAAACAUACAGCUUAUGAACUAAAUACACUUUAAUUAUAUUGUUGUAAUAUUAUGUAUUUUUACGGCAUAUUAUUAUUUUAUUCUAUUUUGUUUGCAUAUGAACGAUGUUUAUAUAAUUUAUUGAUUUGCAAAGAGUAAAGUUUAAUUUAAUAGAUGUAUAUCUUAACCAGUGAUCCCUAGUCUGACAACUGAAAGUUUUAGUUUUUAGCAUUUAUUGUAAAUUAAUUGAAUUUAGAAUUUAAAUGUAAUAUAGGGGGAGGCCUAUGUUCAGCAGUGGACGUCCUAUGGCUGAGAUGAUGAUGAUGAUGAAUUGAAUUUUGUUUUAAACCGUAUUGUAAUAUGACUAAACAUAAUAAUUCAUUCAGUAUAAAAUUAAAAAUACAGUUUAAUCAAUGUGAUUAAAAAUGCGAGGCUCCCAUUUUUGUAUUAAGUAUUUGACUCUUUUAAAUUUUGACCAAGAUGUUAAGUUAUUUUUACUUUUGAAGGCAUAUCUUAUCGAUCAGGAUUCAGUAGAGAUAACUCAAUGGUGCUUCAUAUUGUACAGGAAAUACUAAAACAAAUUGAAAUAAAACCAUGUUGUAUAAAAGUAAAAAAAUAUAUUGAAAUAUUCAUCACAUUCACCUAAGACCUAAGAACCUAUAUACAAUAUUUAUGCAGUAUAUAGAUAUGUACAAUUAGUUUUAUUGCUUAGAUCUUAAAGGCUGUUAACUUAUUUUUAGUCCCGUAUAAAGCUUGUGUAUAUAACGGUAAUUAAACAUUUAUUUUAGCAAAUACAAUGCAAAACCUUGAAGACUUUUAAUUUUACUUAGAUAUCGUAAACAUAUACAGAU
This is a messenger RNA of Helicoverpa armigera (cotton bollworm), 3273 nucleotides long. RefSeq names its product transmembrane protein 62. The coding region runs from base 140 to 2095 and encodes 651 amino acids. NCBI's taxonomy places the organism in Eukaryota, Metazoa, Arthropoda, Insecta, Lepidoptera, Noctuidae. The transcript is spliced from 5 exons. Gene Ontology annotation, molecular function: hydrolase activity. The record is from RefSeq and is a predicted model, not a curated record.